UAUUUUCAACUCCUGAGGGCGACAUUCAACAACAACAAUUACCUGUAAACAUUGAUAACAAGAAGAGGGAGCGACGAUUCGGUUCGAAAUUUAUUUUUCAUCGGAAGCUAGAGCUCUGUAUUUAGGCCUAGGCAUUUGGAAAACACGUGUCUUGACCAGACUGAUUUUCAGCUGCGGAAAUGCUGUGAAGUAAUGAUGAUGUAGCAAACAAGACUGUAUGAACAGUAUUUAUAAUCACACCUUGAUGUACACUAACCUUGAAACAGAGACAACAUUCUGUUAUUUAUUAAGUACCCAGCUGCAACCUGUAGAACUCCGCAACAUUUAUUUAUUGAGUAUACUUUUAAUAACUGAUACCAACAUCUUUGCCAGUGAUAAUUAAAACACCUUGAUGUACACUAAACUUGAAUCAGGAACAACAUUCCAAUUUUUUUUUAAGUACCCAGCUGCACCCUUUAUUACAUUUUUUUAAUACCGACGUCUUUCCCAUCCAUCUUAAAAUGUUAUUAGUUAAACUCAAUUAAUUUUUAAUUAAUUGAUGAACAAACACUUUAAUUAGAUAAUUUACAUCAAUAGAUUAGUGUUUAAUUCCAAGUAUUUAUACAGUUAUUAACACAGAGACGGUUGAAAGCAUUCAUCAGAUCUCAUAUCGUUAGCAGCCGACAAACAGUGCACUUGCAGUAGACUUGACACGCUUAAGUUCAACCCUAAUUUUGCAAAUAAAGACGGAGUUGAGUUUAGUGCUGUGGAUAUUUAAUCUAAAGGAAUCAUUUCAAAUGAAGAGGAAGUUGAUCAUCCAUAGCGAGAAAAAAAAAUCCUUCAGGGAUUGAGUCUUGAGAAUUCAAUUAAGCGGUAGAGAAUACCUGCAAGACGUAAAAAUAAGAUUGUUCUUUUUGCAAAGAAACACAUAAUCCUGAUGGUAAUAUUUUAGUGUUUGAUUGUGCGUUACAGUAUCUUGGAAGAUGUCAAUACCUUGAUAUGAUGUGUUCGGUUUGAGUUUGUUUGUGACAUUGAUCUAGCGUUGAAGUUGAUUCUUUUGUUGAAUGAUGAAUAACAGCAGUAUGCAUGGUUCCCCUGUGGCAGGGUCGCGCUCUGGGAAGGGGGCGUCAAGCCAAUGGCUGGAAUGGACGCAACAACUUCAAGCGUAUGUAGCAUGGGUUAACUCUCAGCUAAAGAAACGUACAGGAUGUCGACUGGUGGAGGAUCUACGACAUGACAUGCAAGAUGGUGUUGCCCUUGUUCACCUCAUUGAAAUUGUCUCUGGGGAGACAUUGGCGAGAGUGGACUAUAAUCCACAAACAUCCACCGCCAUGCGGGAGAACGUUGAACGGGUAUUACAAUUUAUGGCAUCUAAGAGGAUACGAAUGCACCACACGUCCGCUAAAGAUAUUGUUGAUGGUAAUUUGAAAGCUAUUAUGCGGUUGAUCCUGGCGUUAGCAGCGCACUACAAGCCAAGUAGCGUGAAACAGACACCGCAAACCCCACAAGGCACUCCACAUCACAAGCCACAGAGGCAGCAAUCAUUUGCUGCGAUGGCUGCUGGGGCAGCUGCAGCAAUCCGGGAUGCUCGUAAAGAUGUACAAAUGGCUGGUGGCUCGUUACGAAGGUCCAAGGGGCGGGAGCAAGCAGCUCGCUUGCAUGGUCACUCUGGCCUCCACCGGUCCAGUCCGGUUUCAAUGGAAAAGGAUCCUUUACAGAGAUGUAGAAGUCCACGUGGAAGCCCAGCACCAUCGGCAAGCAAUACACCUUUACACAGCCGUACGGCAACACCGGUACGUGCCUUGUUGGAAUCUAGGAACAGUCCGCUGCCCUCUAGGACUGCAAGCUUUGCAUCAGAUCAUUCUGAUCAAGGUAGUGAAUAUGGUAAUCUGUCAAGAAGGACGUCAAUUGCGUGGAGUGAUAUUGACGACGAUCACGAAGCAAUGAAAGUAGAUGUUGAGGACACCAAGAAAAUGCUCCUCAGCCUCCAAGAAAUGUUGCUAAGUGGCAAGGUAGCAGAUGAAGAAGGGGUUGGUUCAGAUGCCGAAGAAGACCAAUUUGACGGGACUGCCUACAAAGACUAUGUGGUGGUAUUACAAGCUCGUUUGGAUCAACGACAAGCAGAACUUAAAAGCACAAAAAUGGAGCUAUCAGAGAUGAAACAGGAAUGUCGCAAUUUACAGGGUGCAAAGGCUGGUGUACAGUCGAGAUUAACUGACCAAGACAAUGCAUUACUUCAGAUGAAAGCUGAGUUGUUGAGGGUGGGGUUUACCCAGCAGAACCUGGAGUCUGAGAAUGCUGAUUUAAAACGGCAACUGGAAGAAAAAAAUAGAAUUGCAAACGAUGUCACAAAGCAGCUACAACUGAAGGAUAAGUUCUUGCAACAACAGCAAGAACAAAUUGAAAUGCUGACACAACAGCUGCAAGAGCUCAACUCCCUCAGGACUGAGCUUCAAAAUCAGCUUGAAGAGGGAGGGGGUGGUUUACAAGAGUUCCACAGUCAGAUACAGCAACUCAGUGAUAGGCUAGAAGAGACCAGCCUAUCCAUGCACAUCACAUCACAAGAUAAUAAACUUUGUAGUAUAGAAAGUAGAUUUGGCCUCAAAGACCAAAGUUCAUACAGAGAGUCCACCGAAGAAAUGCAGACAUUGAGGAGCGCCCUCAGAAAUUUGCGUAGUAGCAUGAGUAGUCAUGACCCUCACCACCAUUCGUUGGACACAUUAGAACAGGUAUUAAUUCAAUUGAUGUGCAUUGCACAAGUAAUGGUGGCCCUCCAGUGGCACAAUCUACCAAGGUGCUGUAUUUUACAGAAAGAACAGUAACACCCUUCAUGUCUUCCAUACCCAAGAAGCUUGGCCAAGUAACUCUUCGAGAUUUCAAAAAGAUAUUUGAUCGAGACGGCCCAUAUCGUUACCACUUCAAGGCGUUAGAUCCUGAAUUUGGGACGGUCAAGGAAGAGGUAGUUGAUGAUGAUGACAUCAUACCAGGCUGGGAGGGGAAGAUAGUAGGUUGGGUGGAGGAAGAUGUAGGAUGAUGAAGAGCGGGGUGGAUCAACAGCCUACAAAGCUAACCACACUCCUUCCCACCAAAAUUAACACGACUGCAUUGAUCAAACCAGCUCUCCUAAGGAGGUCUGUGCACAUCAUAUUGUUCCAAACCUUUUUCCUUUCUGUUUGAAAAUUAUUUAAAAAAUCAUUCCAAUGUUUUUUUUAAAUAGACAUUCUAUCAUAAAAUUCCAUUGACUGCUGGCUAAUUGUUUUUUUUUACCAAAACCAAGUGACAUUCCUAAUAGUAUGGUAAAUAAAUUAUUAGUAAUUAAUAAUAAUAAUAUAUCCUAGUGCCCAAUGAAAACAUUGCGUUGCAUAACUUAAAAUUUUAAAGAACGAAAGUUAUUAAUUUGAUAGUAUUUGAGAGUCCAGAAUUUUGUCAAUUGAUUUUGACUAUGUUCACAUUGUCAAGUGUUUGAAAAUUAGUUAAAAAUCAUUCCAAUGGUUUUUUUUUAAAUAGACAUUCUAUCAUAAAAUUCCAUUGACUGCUGGCUAAUUGUUUUAUUUACCAAAACCAAAUGACAUUCCUAAUAGUAUGGUAAAUAAAUUAUUAGUAAUUAUUAAUAAUAAUGAUAGUAUAUCCUAGUGCCCAAUGAAAACAUUGCGAUGCAUAACUUAAAAUUUAAAAUAACAAAAGUUAAUAAUUUGAUGGUAUUUGAGAGUCCAGAAUUUUGUCCAUUGAUUUUGACUAUGUCCACAUUGUCCAGUGUUUGAAAAUAAGUUAAAAAUCAUUCCAAUAUUUUUUUUUUAAUAGACAUUCUAUCAUAAAAUUCCAUUGACUGCUUGCUAAUUGUUUUAUUUACCAAAACCAAAUGGCAUUCCUAAUAGUAUGGUAAAUAAAUUAUUAGUAAUUAUUAAUAAUAAUGAUAGUAUAUCCUAGUGCCCAAU
This is a messenger RNA of Anneissia japonica, 3914 nucleotides long. Its product is annotated as dixin-like. Gene Ontology annotation, biological process: canonical Wnt signaling pathway. NCBI's taxonomy places the organism in Eukaryota, Metazoa, Echinodermata, Crinoidea, Comatulida, Comatulidae. Gene Ontology annotation, molecular function: protein binding. Gene Ontology annotation, cellular component: cytosol. The record is from RefSeq and is a predicted model, not a curated record.